AUGCCCAUCGCUCUGGGCCUCGAGGGAUCUGCCAACAAGAUUGGCGUUGGCGUCAUCCUACACUCCGCCUCCGCCUCCGCCUCGCCGUCCUCACCGCAUGACAGCGCGCAUCCUGAUGAUCAGUCCUCCAAGUCCUGCUCUCCUCCUACUCAGAUUCUCUCCAAUCUCCGACACACUUUCGUCUCGCCACCCGGUACUGGUUUCCUUCCAAAAGAUACAGCCGCGCACCACAGAAGAUGGGUCGUCCGACUCGUGAAGCAAGCCAUCCUCCAGGCCGGCAUUGAGAUUGACGAGAUUGACUGCAUCUGCUUCACUCAAGGACCUGGAAUGGGUGCUCCUCUUUCAGCUGUAGCAAUGGCAGCGCGCACUCUCAGUCUCCUAUGGAAUAAGCCGCUCGUGGGUGUCAAUCACUGUGUAGGUCAUAUCGAAAUGGGAAGAGCAAUCACUGGCGCCCAGAACCCCGUGGUGUUGUACGUGAGUGGAGGGAACACUCAGGUUAUUGCAUACUCUGCACAGAGAUACAGAAUCUUUGGAGAGGCGUUGGAUAUUGCCGUUGGAAAUUGCCUAGAUCGAUUUGCGCGAGUUAUUGAAAUCUCCAACGACCCUGCGCCGGGCUAUAACAUUGAGCAGUUGGCCAAAAAGGGUAAAGUACUGCUGGAUCUCCCGUACGCUGUCAAAGGAAUGGACGUUUCUUUCUCGGGAAUCCUGGCGAGGGUGGAGGAGAUGGCUGGGCGGUUAGGGAAAGACUGGACGGACCCCAUAACCGGAGCGCUGGUUACAAAGGAGGACCUAUGCUUUACUCUGCAGGAGACGGUAUAUGCCAUGUUGGUCGAGAUCACCGAGCGGGCAAUGGCACACGUUGGAAGCUCGCAGGUCCUGAUUGUGGGUGGAGUUGGAUGCAAUCUCCGCUUGCAGGAAAUGAUGGGCCUGAUGGCGAGCGAGAGAGGUGGGAGUGUCUUUGCUACAGAUGAGCGGUUCUGCAUUGACAACGGCAUCAUGAUCGCACAUGCAGGUCUGUUGGCAUAUGGGCAAGGAUACCGCACCAAUCUGGAGGAAAGUAUGUGCACUCAGCGUUUCCGGACGGAUGAGGUUCUCAUCAAUUGGCGGGACUGA
Molecule: messenger RNA, 1113 nt
Organism: Ramularia collo-cygni
Lineage: Eukaryota; Fungi; Ascomycota; Dothideomycetes; Mycosphaerellales; Mycosphaerellaceae
Product: probable O-sialoglycoprotein endopeptidase
Exons: 1
Coding region: 1-1113 (370 amino acids)
Biological process (GO): tRNA threonylcarbamoyladenosine modification
Cellular component (GO): cytoplasm; EKC/KEOPS complex
Source: RefSeq, a predicted model, not a curated record